Messenger RNA from Chanos chanos (milkfish), 2622 nucleotides. It is a transcript of the gene anln2, whose product is annotated as anillin, actin binding protein 2. The coding region runs from base 1 to 2622 and encodes 873 amino acids. Gene Ontology annotation, cellular component: actomyosin contractile ring. Gene Ontology annotation, biological process: septin ring organization; mitotic cytokinesis; actomyosin contractile ring assembly. Lineage: Eukaryota; Metazoa; Chordata; Actinopteri; Gonorynchiformes; Chanidae. The record is from RefSeq and is a predicted model, not a curated record. The transcript has 22 exons.
AUGGACAACAAGGACCAAGCUGUCCAAAAAAGACCAAGAGAGCCACUCUUUGAUACUGAGGAGAAUAUCUUGACAACUAGCGACAGCGAGAAUGGGCAGAAGAGACGUCGUCUGGCCGUUGAAGGUGUCGAAAACCAGAAUCCUCAGCGGCAGACUGGUGGCACUCCCAGCAGGCCGCACCCGCGGUGGGUAGGGCUGGAGGUGAAACCAGACACACCAGCUAUUGCCUCCGUCCAGUCCAGACUGCAGCAGCUAACCCGAGGACAACAGGGAGCGGGAGCUCCAUUAGAGCGGUUUUCCUCAGAUCCAGGGGAGGGAUCCUCCGGCCCUGUCCCCCUUGUUGUGGUUGAAGGCUGCAGGACAGAUAUUUGUCACAUUGGUGAGAAUGAGUUCAGUUCCAGAGUGGAGCGAUUUGAAACCACCAUCACCCCUCAGAGCAGUCCUUCCCGCUCCACACCAUCCCCAUGGAAGGGCCCCUCUGGUUUUGUGCACAACAUCCAGCAGCAGCUGCAGACUUCUGAGACACAGAGCACUACAAAGGCUUUGCUUAUCCGCAAGGAGAGAGAAGAUGAACUCCGUCGCCUCAUUAGGCAGCCGGUCGCAGAAAAUAUGUGGCUGAAGAGGAACUGGUCCGACCCCACACUGGAUCGGGACGACACCAGUGUUCAGUCUGAUGACAUUGGAGACUUGCCCAUUUCUACAGAAACUGCUCCGUCCGCCGGUCCAGAGCCAUGUCUCACAGAUAAACAUGCAGAGUGUGACAUGAACUCCCACGAGGAAAUGAGCACUUCAGCCAUGAUUGACAAGAUGUUUGAGGAUGUUCUGCAAGCUGCAGACCAAGAGGAAGAGAAGGAGAAAGAUGGGGUUGAUGAAGAGAAGACAAGAGCAGGCACUGACAACGUUGCAAGAGCAGAAACCAACGAGAACAUACAAACAGAAACGGAUGAAGGAGUGGUAACAGAGGAUGAAAAAGAUGAGGUUUUUGAUCUCUGCGAGGAAGACCACAAAGAGAAAGCUGAUAAAGUCAAAGAUUGCAGUGAUAAAGAUGAGGAAGAAACGAAAGAAGAGACUCAUCUGAGUGGUAACGAGGAUGAUUUGCUUACCCUGCCACCCAGCUGUGUCCUUUCACCACUCAGCAACUCAGUGGAGGCAGCUGUCACCCCACUGAGACUUACAUCCACUGUGCCCAAACCAUCAGUCUUGAUUCUUCCCCCCGAGGAUUUAAGUACACCUCCUCCAGAGAGCAUACCACCUCUGUACAGCAUCGACGCGUACCGCUCCCAGCGUAAGACCGCUCAGCCGACUUUUCAGAGCGUGACCCCUGGGGUACAGAGACGGGUUCCCAAAACGUCGUGCCUCACGCCAGCCAUCAACACAAAGGAAAGGAUUAAGGUUUUGAAUGAAGAGGCAGUGAAGUUGGAGAGAGUCAUCAGUCAGACGCUCCAGGCCCUGAGCUGCUGCAUAGACGAGGAGCACGGGAAAGGCUCACUGGAGGAGGCUGAAGCCGAGAAACUCCUACUCGUCUCCAGUGAGAAGCGCACAGCCCUUUUGGCAGAGGUGUGCAGACUGAGGGAGGAGAACACAGGAAAAGCAGGCAGAGCCGAGGCGGAGUCUGACAGUCCUCCGAUGCAGCCAUGCAGGGGAACCAUCACCAUCAGUGACGUCCAGCUCCCACUCAAAGUGGAGUUUGUGUGCUCAGCCCACGCUGGUCGUCCCACUCACUACUUCUUUGUCCUCAUUCGUUAUGGGCCCUGCAACAUCGUGGCCACCCCAUUGGCCACUGCAGCUGAUGCUAAGAAUGGAGAUACCAUCUCUUUUCCUACCCUGAUCUCUCUCCAGGACAUCCGCUCAAACUUUGAGAUUGAUGUGGAGGUCUACAGUCUGUCUCAUAGCCUAGGUAAUGCCCCCAACAGUACUCCUCAGCAGUACCGCAGCUCCACCAGGUCAAAGGUUACAAGGAAGGUUCUAAACAGCAUCACGAAAUCCAGCCACAGUAUGACACCCACUACCCAGGCUGCUCUCAUCUCCCGCCGCUCCUCUAACUUCACCCUGGUCGGCUCUCACAAGAUCACCUUGGCCUCAUUAGGACAGAACAAAUUCCCUUUGGACAAGGUGCCUUUCCUCUCACCUCUAGAGGGACACAUCUAUCUUCGCUUGGAUAGCGAGAGCCACUCAAAUGUUCAGCACCAGGGCUUUCUGACCAUGUUUGAGGAUAAGAACGGAUUUGGCGCUUGGCACCGACUUUUCUUUGUCCUGGAAGGAGACCGCCUCCUUUAUUGGAACCACCCCAAUGAGAUGGGAAACAAGCCUCCAGAGGGCACCAUCCCUCUGUCUCGCUUCACCAGUCAGUGUGUGAAACCGGUGAAAAGAGACUCCUGUGCACGGCCUUUCACCUUUGAACUGGUGAGCACUAAGACUUUGGAGCAAGAGGAUAAGGGACCCCACGUACUGACAAAGUGCUGGUUCGCAGCAGACUCUUCAAAGGAGCGUACUGAAUGGAUGGAGAAACUAAACCAGGUGCUCUUGGACCUACGCACAUGGACUCAGCAACCCGGUCCUGCCGACAACCAUCAGCCCAGUACCUCUUUCAACAGUGGGACAUCCAGAGAAAGCAUCCUAUAG